Salvia splendens (bonfire salvia) is the source of this 1691-nucleotide messenger RNA. RefSeq names its product transmembrane protein 45B. The record is from RefSeq and is a predicted model, not a curated record. The coding region runs from base 599 to 1453 and encodes 284 amino acids. NCBI's taxonomy places the organism in Eukaryota, Viridiplantae, Streptophyta, Magnoliopsida, Lamiales, Lamiaceae. The transcript has 3 exons.
UGCUAAUUGCUAUUACUGAAAAUCACGAUCACAAUUCUGAAUAUUGUAGUGAAGAGAAGCAUAAUUUAUGAAUUAUUAACAGAUCCAUCUAUGUUUCUGGAUUUUGAAUUUUGGUUUUGGCUGCUUUUUUGUGCACUUUUUGCUGCCUGAAAUUAUUUAUAAAUUGGUCGCGUUCAUGUAGUGAUUUUGACUUUUUUGAGAUUGAAUAUUUUGCAUGAACUCAAGUGCUUCCCCAUUUACUUUUUUUCUGCGAUUUAUACCUCUGAUUUCUAUGUUCACAACUGAUAUAAGAAUUCGUUGUGAAAAAGCUCUGGAAAUUAGUACAAAUCUCUGCCAAGGCUUUUUAUGAGAUCAAGAGCUAAUAAUCGGUGGUGAAAGGUUUACUCUGAGGCAGAAAUCCAGAGUCAAAUAUCUGUAUUUGAUUUUGGAUUUUGAGUUUCUGGGGAUUUCUGUGAGUUUUUGACGAAGAAGAUUUAGAUGUCACUCUCAAUUUCUAUCGAUACCUAGUGAUUACCAAAAAGGGGGUGUUUCUGUUUCUGCCUUCGCUAUCAUCAACAAUUUAGAUUUGGCUGAUUUAGCAGAAAACAGUUGAGGGGAGAUGGGUUCAUUUCCAGGACAUGCGAUUCCUGGGACUUUGUUUCUAGUGAUUGGUGUGUGGCACAUGUGGUGCUCUCUAAACAGAUAUGCAUCAAAUCCGAAAUCUUUCCGAGUCAGGGUUUGGAACCCUGUUCCUGGUUUUGAUGGUAGGCUUAAGUACUUGGAGCUCUAUGUGAUUGCAAUUGGAGCUUUCUUCGAUCUGUGCAUAGAGUUUCUGUAUUCCACCCAUCUCAAGAUCAUUGUUCAUGGAGUCUUGAACCCUUCUCAUAUGAACGACUUUGAGCACUCGGGGAUGCUGCUUAUGUUCUUCAUCUUUGGCGUUGUGGCACUUCUCUCUGAGAAGACGAGAUACCUACCAUUGCCGGAAGGCGCUUUAUGCUUAGUAGCUUCAGCAGCAUUCACAGCAGAGUAUCUUUUAUUCUAUUUUCACUCUACCACUCACAAGGGCCUUGAAGGAUGGUAUCACUUCAUCCUCGUCCUCCUAAUUGGCCUCUGUAUACUGUCAACUAUCGCUGGAGCUCUCAUGCCUACGAGCUUCCCAGCCGAUUUAUGCAGUGGCAUGGCCAUGACACUCCAAGGCCUUUGGUUUUACCAGACAGCGUUCACUCUCUACGGUUCAAUGAUGCCAGAUGGUUGUUUGCUCAAGGACAACGAGGUAAAAUGCCAUUCCCCAGAACAUGAAAUCCGUGGUGAGUUGCUGGCGAAUUUCCAACUAUUCAUUCAAGCUUUCAGUGUUCUUGCCGCUGUUGCUGGAGCGUAUAUCUAUAUCGAGCCAAAAUACAGGGGUUCUAACUCUAUCAGAUCACGUGCUCUUGAUGAUGCCGACGAUCAGAAUAUCAUUUCUUCAGACAGAUGACAUGCUUAUUUUUUUCCCUCAAAGUGGUUCACUUCUUCGAUUCUCCACGAGGAGGCGCGUAGAUUGAGGAUACUCUGUUUCGGACAUAGAUAUACCUACACUCUUUAUAACAUGUUAUUUUUUUUAGUUUACAUGUAGAUCAAUAUCAGAGCCAAGGUUAUAGCAGAAUUGCAGCGUUUCCUUAUUUCUUGUAGAAGAUAUCCUUCCGAUUAGAAAUUAUUGACCAUUGUUGUGACUG